AUGACUCUCCUCCACACAGUCCAGACCACCUUCACACAGCCUCUCUAUGCUGGAGUUACGGUUUAUAAUCAUGGAGACAAAGUUAUGUUCUGUAAGCUACAGACUAUUCUACAGUCACUGGCACCAGGUGAAAUUGUGCAGCAAGAAAAUCAACUGGACAGAGCAAGAUUCUGCUGUUCGAUCUGUCUGGAUAUACUGAAGGAUCCGGUGACUAUUGGCUGUGGACACAGCUACUGUAUGAUUUGUCUUAAAACCCACUGGGACAAUGAGGAUAAGAGAAUAAUUUACAGCUGCCCUCAGUGUAGAAUGACCUUCAGACCAAGGCCUGUCCUGGUGAAAAACAUCAUGUUCGCUGAUUUAGUGGAGGAGCUGAAGAAGACUGGACUCCAAGCUGAUCCUGCUGAUCACUGCUAUGCUAGACCUGAAGAUGUGGCCUGUGAUGUCUGCACUGGGAGAAAACUGAAAGCUCUCAAGUCCUGUUUGGUUUGUUUGGCCUCUUAUUGUGAAAAACACCUUCUGCCUCAUUUCCAAUCAUCCCCAUUUAAGAAGCACAAGCUGGUGGAGCCCUCCAAGGAGCUACAGGAGAACAUCUGCCCCCAUCACAAUGAGGGGUUGAUGCUCUACCGCACUGAACAGCAGUGUAUCUGUUAUUUCUGCUUUCUGGAUGAACAUAAAGCUGCAGAAGAAAGAACUGAGAGGCAGAGAGAUCUUGGGCUGAGGAGACAAACAAUCCAGCAGAGACUCCAGGACAGAGAGAAUUAUGUAAAGCUGCUUCAACAGGUCGAGGAGGCCGUCAAUGAGAAGAUCUACACUGAGCUGAUCCGUCUGGUGGAGAACCGAACCUCUGAUGAGCUUCAGGAGAGACUGGAGCUGGAGAUCAAUGAGCUGAAGAGGAAAGACGAACUGAAGCAGCUCUCGAACACAGAGGAACACAACCAGUUUCUAAACAACAACCCCACAUUGUCACCACUCCGGGAAUCUACACACUCAUCCAGCAUCAGUAUUCGUCCUCUGAGGUACUUUGAGGAUGUGACAGCUGUUUCACAGGUCAUAGGUCAACUACAGGACAUUCUGAGUGAGACAAAGACAAAGAUUUCACAGAUUGUGUCUCAAGUGGAUGUUUUACUGCCACAACCAGAGCCUAACACCAGAGCUGACUUCUUAAAAUAUUCACAGGAAAUCACACUGGAUCCAUACACAGCAAACAAACAUCUGUUAUUAUCAGAGGGAAACAGAAAAGUAACAGUAAUAAGUGAAGAACAGUCUUAUUCUAAUCACCCAGACAGAUUCAAUUAUUUGUAUCAGGUCCUGAGUAGAGAGAGUCUGACUGUAUGUUGUUACUGGGAGGUGGAGUGGAGAGGACGAGGAGUUGAGGUAGCAGUCGCUUACAAGAAUAUCAACAGAGCAGAAGACACAAAUGAAUGUAUAUUUGGACACAAUGAUAAAUCUUGGUCGUUAGAUUGUGAUGAAAACAGUUAUUCUGUUUUUUACAACAACCUCAAGACUCCAGUGUCAGGUCCUCCGUCCUCCAGAAUAGGAGUGUACCUGGAUCACAGUGCAGGUGUUCUAUCCUUCUACAGCGUCUCUGACACCAUGACUCUUCUCCACAGAGUCCACACCACAUUCACUCAGCCUCUCUAUGCUGGAGUUAGGGUUUAUUGCUAUGGAGUCACAGCUGAGGUGUGUAAACUCAAAUAG
Messenger RNA from Limanda limanda (common dab), 1698 nucleotides. RefSeq names its product E3 ubiquitin/ISG15 ligase TRIM25-like. The coding region runs from base 1 to 1698 and encodes 565 amino acids. NCBI's taxonomy places the organism in Eukaryota, Metazoa, Chordata, Actinopteri, Pleuronectiformes, Pleuronectidae. The transcript has a single exon. The record is from RefSeq and is a predicted model, not a curated record. Gene Ontology annotation, molecular function: protein binding.